AUGAUGCAGCAGCAGCAUCCCCCCCAGUGCACUGCAUCAAACCGGAGCGCUCCUAUUGGCUGAGGAGGGAUGCUGCGCCGUGCCUAACGUCAUCAGAACAGCAACGUGUCCGUCUAUCUCGCCGGAUCGACGCUCAGGAUAGAAAUAAAGGCUGCUUUUGAGAAGGACGCCAGAAAGAACAGUGGACAAAGCUUGACUAUAGGCUCUCUGCCCGCAUCCGCAGCUCACCAUGAGGGAAAUCGUUCACAUCCAGGCUGGACAGUGUGGAAAUCAGAUCGGGGCAAAGUUCUGGGAGGUGAUCAGUGAUGAGCACGGCAUCGACGCUACGGGCAGUUACCAAGGUGACAGUGACCUGCAGCUGGAGAGGAUAAACGUCUACUAUAAUGAGGCCUCAGGGAAAACAGGCAGCAAAUACGUGCCACGUGCCAUCUUGGUGGACCUGGAGCCCGGAACCAUGGACUCUGUUCGCUCUGGUCCGUUUGGACAGCUCUUCAGACCUGACAACUUUGUCUUUGGUCAAAGUGGAGCUGGAAAUAACUGGGCCAAAGGUCACUACACAGAGGGAGCUGAGCUGGUGGACUCGGUGUUGGAUGUGGUGAGAAAGGAGUCUGAAAACUGUGACUGCCUUCAGGGCUUUCAACUCACACACUCCUUAGGUGGAGGCACAGGUUCUGGGAUGGGCACAUUGCUCAUUAGCAAGAUCCGUGAGGAGUACCCCGACCGGAUCAUGAACACCUUCAGUGUCAUGCCUUCCCCAAAAGUGUCUGACACAGUGGUGGAGCCCUACAACGCCACCCUUUCUGUCCAUCAGCUCGUGGAAAACACAGACGAGACGUUCAGCAUUGACAAUGAGGCUCUGUAUGAUAUUUGCUUCCGCACCUUGAAGCUGACCACACCAACCUACGGAGACCUAAACCACCUGGUGUCAGCCACCAUGAGUGGGGUGACCACCUGUCUCCGCUUCCCUGGUCAACUCAAUGCCGAUCUCCGCAAGCUGGCUGUCAACAUGGUGCCCUUCCCACGCUUGCAUUUCUUCAUGCCUGGUUUCGCUCCCCUCACGAGCCGGGGCAGCCAGCAGUACCGCGCCCUCUCCGUGCCAGAGCUCACCCAGCAAAUGUUUGACGCCAAGAACAUGAUGGCGGCGUGUGACCCCCGCCACGGGCGCUACCUCACGGUGGCAGCCAUCUUUCGUGGGCGUAUGUCCAUGAAGGAAGUGGAUGAGCAGAUGCUGAGCGUCCAGAACAAGAACAGCAGCUACUUUGUGGAAUGGAUUCCCAACAAUGUCAAGACAGCCGUUUGCGACAUCCCCCCUCGCGGCCUCAAAAUGUCCGCCACCUUUAUCGGGAACAGCACGGCCAUCCAAGAGCUCUUCAGGAGGAUCUCGGAGCAGUUCACUGCCAUGUUCCGUCGCAAGGCCUUCCUUCACUGGUACACUGGAGAGGGAAUGGACGAGAUGGAGUUCACUGAGGCUGAGAGCAACAUGAACGACCUGGUGUCAGAGUACCAGCAGUACCAGGAUGCAACCGCAGAUGAAAUGGGUGAAUAUGAGGAAGACGAAAUCGAAGAUGAGGAGGAUGUGCGGCAUGACGUUCACCACUGAUUAGACGGUGACAUUGAACUAGUUCUAGAACAUGUGUGGUAUGCUAGAGAUAAAGAUCUUUAAUUUAAUAUUGCAGAGUGCAAAUUAUAAUGAAAUCUGUUGCUUCGUCUAAAUAACGCUGCUGAAAAACAUUGCUGUUGCCAAAGCUAAUUAGUCAUGUUAGGACCUGACAAAACAAAGGGAUAAUGCAUUUUUUCCCAUAAUAAUGCUUUGCCGAUGUCAGAACAAGUGCAGACUUGUGCUUACCAUAGUUUUGUAAAAAAAAGCAUCAAUAAUCUAUGGUUCAUGUGUCCAAUAAAAUAUCCAAACUAA
Molecule: messenger RNA, 1912 nt
Organism: Fundulus heteroclitus (mummichog)
Lineage: Eukaryota; Metazoa; Chordata; Actinopteri; Cyprinodontiformes; Fundulidae
Product: tubulin beta-2A chain
Exons: 5
Coding region: 230-1600 (456 amino acids)
Biological process (GO): microtubule cytoskeleton organization; mitotic cell cycle
Cellular component (GO): cytoplasm; microtubule
Molecular function (GO): GTP binding; structural constituent of cytoskeleton; GTPase activity
Source: RefSeq, a predicted model, not a curated record